AUGUGAAUUUGUACGGAAGAUUGAUGUACCUUCCUCAUUGUUUAAACAUCAUUGCACCCAUGGGUGAAACUCAAAAUGAUGAUUGAGAUGACUUAAUUAGGAGAGACAUGUUAUUUGUUAAUGCAGUAAGAUAUUUUGGUAAUAUUAAUUAUAAGAAAAAGGAAUUUUUAAUACAAGACAUUAAGGAUUAAAGAAACGAAAAAGGAUGAGGCAGAAGUAUAAAAAAUAAAAAAUAAAAAAACAAGGAAGAUACAGUUAAACAAAGGUGGGGGUGUGAGAGGAGGUUGGGGAAAAAAAACAGAGGGGAAGAGUGUGGACUCUGGAAAAGUGAGUGCAGAGGAGGUAGCAGAGCAGCAGUUGUUUUUGCAUUUCUGGGUUUUGUAAUUGUAGAAAGACAGUAGAGAAAGCCUGCAAGAGAAUCAAAGAACCAAACAUGGCAAAGCUUAGGAAGAGACAAUCCUCAUAGAUUCACCUUUCUUUUUCAGUUUUUCUCCUUCUCUCUCUCUCUCUCUCUCUCUCUCUCUCUCUCUCUCUCUCAGUAACACUUUUCUCUGUCACACAAUUCCAUCUGGUUAAAUAUACCAUCCCUACUUUUUCCAACUCUACAACCACCCCACUCACAGAACAGAGAGGGAGAGAGAGAGAGAGAGAGAGUUAGUUGAAAAGGGGAGUCUUUAAGAGCUGAGAUGACAGUUGCAACAUGGGAACCUAGUUAAUCUCAAAAAAGGGUUCAGAGAGAAAAAAGAGAGCUUGCUAGAGCUCAGUUAAUAUCAGAAAAAGGUUGUGUUCUUGUGCCAUUGGUGGGUUUUCUGAGCUUCCCUCUUGUUGUUCAUGGAGUUGAAGAGACCGCACAGACUAAGGUUUAUGAUCAGCAAGCCCUGUCUUUUCUUCUUACUCUCAAUUUCUGCCCUAUUCACCACCAUCAACUCAAAUACAUGUCCAGAUAGCAGGUGUGCCUUGAAAGCCAAAGAUGGUACAUAUUUUCAGGAAUUUGGGAAGCAAAGUGGCAAUUAUAUGGAGGGGAGGAUCGAUAUGAGGGCGCAGAGGCUGAACAUUCCGUUGAGCAUGGCAAGGAGGUACUUGAGUGGACCUGGAUCGUCGCCGCCUCGGUGCACAUCCAAGUGUGGCAGGUGCACCCCGUGCAAGCCGGUUCACGUGCCGGUGCCGCCUGGGACGCCGGUGACGACAGAGUAUUACCCGGAGGCUUGGAGGUGCAAAUGUGGCAACAGGCUGUACAUGCCAUGAAAAUAUAUGAAUAAUGAUCAUAUAUCAUGAUUCUUGCUUCAUGAUAUUAUUUUGUUUGCGUUACAACUAAAGUAUCUACUUUCUAUCCUGAUCAUGCUUAUUGUUAAUCAAAAAAGGAAUAUUUAUAGGACUUCAAUUUGUGUAGAAAAAUAUAUAUACGUUAACAAUUUGACCGAGUAUAUUGUAUUAUGAUCGGUAUGGAAAAUAUUGUGCCAAGCAUUAUUGUGGCUGUGCUUUGAGUUCAUU
Molecule: messenger RNA, 1491 nt
Organism: Prunus persica (peach)
Lineage: Eukaryota; Viridiplantae; Streptophyta; Magnoliopsida; Rosales; Rosaceae
Product: EPIDERMAL PATTERNING FACTOR-like protein 6
Exons: 3
Coding region: 832-1245 (137 amino acids)
Biological process (GO): stomatal complex development; guard cell differentiation
Source: RefSeq, a predicted model, not a curated record